CCCGGGAGCAGAGUCCGGUUCCUAGGGGGCUCCCGGCUCCGGCCGCAGCCUCGGUCCGGCCGAAGAAGCGGCGGGGGGCGCGCUCAAGCUCCUCGGCCCGCCGUUUCCCUUGCGGCCCCCGCGGGUCCUCAUGUCCCGCGCCCCCCAGCCCCUCGGGGCCGUCUUCCCGCCGCUCUCCGCCCGGGGCGCCCCGCGGAAAGGGCCGCCGGGUCAUGGGGCCUCGCCGGCGGCGUCCGCCGACCCUGGGUCAGGCUUGUGGAAAAGGAUCACCAGGCCCUUCCCCAAAGUAGAAGAGCCUUUGCCCUCCCAUGUCUGUUCCAGCCGGUCCCGCCUGGUUCUGGCCCACCCUGGCAGCGCAGCUCAGGAGGACAAGGAGGAGGAGGACCUGCCUGGAGGCCUGGCCCACUUGGCCCAAGUGGACAAGGCGUACCUGGGCAUGAGCUGCUGCCUGUGCACGCCAGCCCUCUUCUGGGGCCUUGUGCGUCCAGUGGCCCCAGAUCCAGCCCGAGGGGCUUUCUCCUACUGGGCAGGGUGGAAUGGCGUGGCCCGUCAGCACCACACACUGCACGGCCUGCUGCGACACCAGCAUUGCUUGCGCCUGGCUCGCCACUACAGCUGCCGCCUUAAAGCAGCUUCUGACUUUGUGUGCCGCUUGAUGGCAGCUGAGUGCUGCCUUUUGCUGCCAAUCGGUGGGCAGACUGCUGGUGGGGGCCGCCUGCUGAAGGAACUCUGCCAGGAGCUGGUGGUCCACACCUCUCACUGGGACCGCCUGCAGUGCCACAUGCGCAGGGACCCCUGGCUGGGACCUCUGCUCCUUCGGCAGCCUGAGGCGGCACAGUGCAUGAAGCAGUCCUUUUUCCUGCUGGCCCUGCAUGCGCUUCGCCUGCUGGAGAGCUGCCUGGUGGCCUUGUUGCAAAACUGGGCCUGUGGCCCCCCUGCCUUUCUCUCAGAGGUGUUCCAGGGACUGGAGAGCUACAACCAGGGGCUGAGUGAGUGGACACUGCACGGGGCCGAGCUGGAGCCCAGGGCGCUGGGACAGCAAGGGCUGCAGCGGGCACGUGCCUUCUCUGUGGAGAGGGUGCUGGCCAUCCUGGCAGCCGAAAGAGGACGCCUGGCGGGUGAGAGACUGUCGCUGCUCCUCCCUGGGCAGCAGGUGUGGACCAGUGAUCUGGAGCCAACGGCUGAUGGUCCGUCCGGGGCAGGCGACAGCCUCCCCGCGCACCUGCAGGCUUUGUGCCAAGAGGAGGAAGUGGCGGUCACGGUGCUGCUGCGAGAACUGCUGGCGUCUGCUGGCGGCCUGGGACAUCACCUCCUGCAGCGGCCCAAGCAGGAGAAGCCCCCAGGGCCUCCUGAUGCAGCACAGGGCCCAGGCCCUACCCCGCUGCCCAGCUGGAAGUCUCCGGACUGGCAGGAUGCCUCCUUGGCUGAGGCGGCUGCACUUCUCUACGCUGAGUACCGGCCCUUCUUCUGGAGAGCUGCAUCAACCUCUUUGGUGCGCCAGCUGGAGCUCUGUUCGCCCCUGGCCCAGUUUCAGGAGGGGGCUGGGGCUGCCCUGGGCCGGCGGUUGACCCACGCCCUGGAAGAUGCUUGCCUGCCUCCAGUGGCUGCGGAGGAACUGAAGGACGUGGCCCUUUGUCUGCUUAAGCGUGAUGCCCUCUGGCAAUGGGACCCAGGAUUCUGCCGCGCCCUGGGCACCAGCCUUGUGGACAAAUGCUUGCCCAAGCCCACCACUGUGGCCUGCAGCCAGACGGGGCGGUGUUUGCAGAGCCUCUUCCUGCUCCUGGCCUCCAGGAUGAGAUGCCUGGAUGCCCAGCCCUUCCACAGUGACCCAGGGGGUCGCCUUGCACCUGCCAGCCUCCACCAGCAGCUGCUCUCCCUGGUGGUAGCUACCAGCCAUGCCUCUUCCUACUGGGCCAUGAGCAAGGCCUACCAGUACUUGGCUUCCUGGUCCCUCAGCCAGUUUCUUCUUGUGACACAAGGAGAUUUGCAGCUGCUGAAGACUGAAGCAAGGAAGAUGUUGGUGCUGGUGAGCACGGCCUUCCUGGGGGACAGGUGGAAGCAGAGCCCCUUGGCCUCUCAUUGGGAGCGGGAGCUGAGCCUGCAAGUCCACUCAGCAGCUACCAGCAUCCAACUUUUUGCAAACGACGUGUUGGAGUUGUUUUCUUUGGACUGCAGACAAGUGUCAGCGGGGGUCUUCAGACAGUCUAUGCCACUUGGCAAAUACUGGCGUCUCGCCCUCCAAGCAGAGGCGCCCUCCGCUCCCAGCGAGUAUGCCCAGGCUGCAGCCCAAACCAUCCUGGCUCCAGUCUUGCAGGGCCUCCAGUGGCUAUCCCGUGAUGCCCAGGCACUAGUCCUCAGCCAGGUCACAACUGCUUUCUUGGACGUCUGGAUGGAUCAUAUACUGGCCCAGAAAAUCAAGUUCAGCCUCCAGGGAGCCCUGCAGUUGAAGCGGGACUUCGACGUGGUACGGGAUGUGGUGCAAUUGGACGAUUACGAACUGUCUGCAGAGAUGAAGCAGCUGGUUUUCUCUCUCCGGGCCUUCCAGCAAGUGGACAAUGCCAUCGCGUGCCUCGUACAGCAGCCCAGCAAAGCAGCCUUGCCCUUGCACCGCUGGGAUGCCCUACACAAGUGCUGCCCCCGUGACGGGAUGCGGUCAUGGGACGGCAGCCCAGGCAGCUUGAGCAGCCUGGAGCACCUGGAAGGGCUGCCCGUCCAUGCCCGAGCUGCGCCAGAGAGUUGGGCAGCUGACUUGCUGAGCCAUGCACCCGGGGGGGCCAGCAGCUCCGAGACCUACCUCAGCCUGGCCCAGCAGGAGUGGCUGGCGCUGCGGCUGCACGGGGGCCGCCGCUGGAGGAUGCCUGCCUUCUCCUGCAUGAACAAACCUUCAGAGCCUUGAGCAGCCUUGGAUCCAGCUGUGGCUUCGGCACCGGGACUCUGCAUGCCGUGCAUGAAGCAGUCCUCAGGGCCUCUGCUCUGCUGGAGCCUUUCCAGCAGGAGCCAGAGGUGUGGAGAGGAACCCAGCCCUUCCCAUGGAGGCCUUUCUCGCCCUGGGGCAGCCCACCUGGUUCCCUUCUCUGCCUGUACUUUCUGCAACGUGGUAAUCGGCAACCCCUGAUUUUGGAAUAGGAAUAAAUCCGCAAGAACAAGCCUUGUGCUCCAACCCCAGGGCCUUAGAGCCCUCCUCCUGGGGGUGGGCAUUUGGCAGAUUGAGGGAGGCUGCAGCUGGACCUUGGCACAGGUUGGGGCAACUGGACUGGCUCCAAACUUUCUGCUCGAAAGAGCAAGGAGCCGGUGAAGGGCUCGGUCCUGCAGGAACCCCCUCCCUGUUAGCUCCGCUGCCAGCAUCCCUUAGGGGGCAUCUGGGGCACUAAUAAACUCAGUUGGGGUGUUUCUUGGGGCGUUUGGGAGGGGGAGGAGGCCUGUUCCAGGUGAUGCGAAAACAUAGCCACCUCAAUGGCCUCCCCUGCCUGCCAUUGCAGGAAAGGCACAGAUCUUAUGGCCUCUUAAUGUGCAGCUUGUUGGCCCUGGCUGUGCCUUUUAUGAGGCCUCACUUCCUCCCCCCAGGCUUGACUGGCAGAAGGCGGUGCCCUGUAGGUUCAGUAUCCUUUUCCCCUCUGACCCAUCUGCGUAUGACCAUGGGGGGUGUCGUUCUAGACAUCCAACCUCUGUGCCUUAACAAAAGUUGUUAUCUCUCGACACAAUAAAGCUCUUGUGGGUUGCUGCAACAGCUUUUUUGAAGCUUUUGGUGGUUCAUCUGGACACUGACAUGGGGCUGCCAAAGGAGGUGGAUCAGGCCAGGGGCCGGUCCAGGCAGGUGUCCGAUUGCCAAUGGGCCUUUGAGAAGCCCCUUCUUGGCCUGAUGGCCUCUGGAGGCUGGUUGUGAACGAUAUACUUGGAGGUUUGGGCUAGGCAGAAGUGGAU
This is a messenger RNA of Candoia aspera, 3921 nucleotides long. It is a transcript of the gene CCDC142, whose product is annotated as coiled-coil domain containing 142. Lineage: Eukaryota; Metazoa; Chordata; Lepidosauria; Squamata; Candoiidae. The transcript has 10 exons. The record is from RefSeq and is a predicted model, not a curated record. The coding region runs from base 131 to 2896 and encodes 921 amino acids.